AUGGUCAGAAAUGACCAUCUGGGGACAGAUGAAGACAUUCAACCGAAUAGUCCUUUCCACGAUAAUUCGACCUGUGGAGACGAUGCUCAUUUGAUUGACGAUUGUGGCUCAAGUAUCCAUUCCGGAAAUAGAUCUCGCGCUUUGCAGUGGGGAAUCAAUCAACAAAAUGCAGUCUCCAAUGCUUCAGGCAAUAUGACGCGCCAUGUCCAACAGUUUUUCCACCCCAAUCGAUCCCGAAGAACGAGCACCAUUUCCUUACCUAAGACGACCUGUGAAUAUUGCGACAAACCCAGUGCAGCGUUGAAAAAGCAAGCCAAAGCCCUUAUUACCUCGAAGAAUCUCAUUUCGAUCCCAUUCGCGCUCAUCGCAAUUUUCUUUUCCAUAACCGACAUUUCCCCGCUGGUUAUCUUUAUCUGGAAUCUAAUCGCUAUCGUGCCUCUAUCCAUCACCCUGACACUUGCGACCGAACAACUAUCCCAAGAAUUAGGAGAGACUGCUGGAGCUCUUUUGAACAUUACAAUUGGCAAUCUUGCUGAAUUAAUUAUUUUUACGGCAUUGAUGAAAAAUAACAUUAAAGUGGUGCAGGCAUCUCUCUUGGGAUCAAUUCUAGUCAAUCUGCUUCUCGUUCUGGGAUCUGCUAUUAUCGCAGGAGGAUUAAAAUCCAACGAUCAAACAUACAACAGUGAUCUCACUCACGCAUUUAUCGGAUUACUCAAUCUGACAGUAUCAUGUCUCAUGAUUCCAAGCACUUUUUACUGGAGCGUGAAAGAUGUGAGAUCAGCAGAUCAUAUGUCACUCUCAUUCAGCAGAGGAGUUUCCGUCAUCCUCCUUGGUAUUUACUUUCUUUACCUGUACUUCCAAUUUAAAUCUCAUGCACACCUAUUCCGGUCAAGACCGGUAGGUCUCCAAGUGAAACCCUUGGAAACACACCGACCCAGUCGCAGGUCUUCAUAUAAUGAGAUAUUCAUGGAUAUCGAAUCUCAACCCGAGUCCGAAUCCUUGAUCGCCAAAGCUGCACAGCGCCCAGAGAUGCAACAAAUUCAGUCCCCUGGCGGGCCAUCAUCUCCACCAGCUGAUAUCCGACCGGAGUCAGGAUUACCGUUAGCUCGGAUCGACACAACAGAACGAAGCAUUCCACGCCGUCAAUCAUGGAAUGCCGGGGAAGGCGAGAGCUCAGACCAGGUAGAAGAGGAAGAAGAUCACCAAUGCAAAUACACAUCCCUAGCGAACCGCAUCACAGCCAUUGUGUUAUUAAUUGCAGCCACUGUACUCAUUGCCAUCUGUGCCGAAUUCUUCGCCUCCAGUUUUGGCGUUCUCAAUGAGAAGGGUGUUCUCGGUGAAUCAUUCGUUGGUUUGAUUGUCAUCCCAGUCGCUGGUAACGUCGCUGAGAAUGUGACUGCUGUCAUUGUGGCUGGAAAAAACCAGCUUGAUCUUGCGAUUAGUGUUGCGCUGGGCUCUGCCAUUCAGAUUGGUCUUUUGGUUGCCCCUGUUAUCGUUCUUGUCGCUUGGGCUCUGGAUAAGCCCAUGACCCUGCACUUUGAUGGGUUUGGAAUGGUGACACUGAUUGGCUCCGCUCUUCUGGUUAGUUUCCUUGUUCUCAAAGGAAAGACCAAUUACUUAGAAGGUGCUAUUUUGUGCGCCUGUUUUGCUGCCAUCUCGGUCGGGGCGUAUUUACUUCCAAUUACUUAA
This is a messenger RNA of Penicillium malachiteum, 1689 nucleotides long. RefSeq names its product calcium:cation antiporter. Gene Ontology annotation, biological process: calcium ion transmembrane transport; intracellular calcium ion homeostasis. The coding region runs from base 1 to 1689 and encodes 562 amino acids. Lineage: Eukaryota; Fungi; Ascomycota; Eurotiomycetes; Eurotiales; Aspergillaceae. The transcript is spliced from 5 exons. Gene Ontology annotation, cellular component: fungal-type vacuole membrane. The record is from RefSeq and is a predicted model, not a curated record. Gene Ontology annotation, molecular function: calcium:proton antiporter activity.